CGCUUCUGACAGUUGUCCAUAAUGUCGACUUUUAGUUUGUCAUUUUAUUUUAUUGAAAACAAUGCCGGUUUAUUCAACGUAAUAUGAUGUUGUGCAAUGUAUUUUUUCUAUUAUCGUAAAUCAUUAAAUCACGUUAUUCAUUACUAAUUUUAAUAAUUUUUAUCAUGGGGAAAGUUUUAUCAAUCGCUGCUCGGCAAGUGAAUCGAUUCAAUGUCGAGAGCCGUGCUGAAAAAGUGAUAUCGCAGUCGAAGCCAAAACCAGCUCCUAAAUUUCAAUCAAACCUAAAAGAUCUUCAGCGAGUUUUGGAUGAAAAUCCGGAUUUGCUGCAGGAGCUGAACAAAAAGCAUGCACCGCUGGAUGAUAACUUGAAGCGAGUGUUCGUUACGUCAACUGAUGUGAUUCCAGAGCCGACCCACAAAGAUCCGAGCAAACCGUUGCCGUUGAAUCGAAACGCCAUUGACGAAUUUGAGUACGGACAUUUGGAACCACAAUCGGUGCCUAAAGGACACUGCACAUUGCGGCAAGCAAUUGAAUUUAUUUCCAAGCAUCACACUGAACCGCAAAUAUGGACGUCAAGCAAAAUAGCGACUGAAUAUGCUAUGAAGGAAGCGUUGGUUAGCAAUAUUUUGCAACAUUUUAAAACGUUCGAAUUACAUAUACCAGAUAAAACCGCCGAGAAGCGGAAAUUAUUAUUGAAGUCGGAUACAAAUAAAACUCUUGAAUAGAAAUGAA
This is a messenger RNA of Aedes aegypti (yellow fever mosquito), 732 nucleotides long. Its product is annotated as protein NDUFAF4 homolog. Gene Ontology annotation, biological process: mitochondrial respiratory chain complex I assembly. Gene Ontology annotation, cellular component: mitochondrion. The transcript has 3 exons. Lineage: Eukaryota; Metazoa; Arthropoda; Insecta; Diptera; Culicidae. The record is from RefSeq and is a predicted model, not a curated record. Bases 165 to 725 code for a protein of 186 amino acids.